This is a messenger RNA of Cutaneotrichosporon cavernicola, 1851 nucleotides long. RefSeq lists its product as uncharacterized. Gene Ontology annotation, molecular function: oxidoreductase activity, acting on CH-OH group of donors; flavin adenine dinucleotide binding. Bases 1 to 1851 code for a protein of 616 amino acids. NCBI's taxonomy places the organism in Eukaryota, Fungi, Basidiomycota, Tremellomycetes, Trichosporonales, Trichosporonaceae. The record is from RefSeq and is a predicted model, not a curated record. The transcript is spliced from 3 exons.
AUGCUCCUCACCCUCGCUCUCGCUGUGGGAAUUGGACUGGUUCACGCCCAGUCACUGCAGGCUGCACUGCAGGGCGUCACGACGGAUGGCGUACUCGCCCACCGCCAGACGUUUGACUUUGUUGUCGUUGGCGGCGGAUUAGCCGGUCUGACCGUCGCCAACCGCCUCAGCGAGCUCAACGCCACGGUCAUCGUUAUCGAGGCAGGAAAGGACGAUCGAAAGGACGAGCGCGUGUACGAUAUCUACAAGUAUGGUGCUGCAUUUGGGUCCGACCUCGACUGGCACUGGCCGACGGCCGACGGUAAGGCUAUCAUGGGCGGCAAGACUCUUGGCGGCUCGACCUCGAUCAACGGGGCGACAUGGACGCGGGCGGGAAAGGAAGCAUACGACGCUCUCCCGCGUUUCAUGGGCGGCAUCCAGGGUGAGGGCCGCUGGGCGUGGUCCAGAAUGAGCGACUUUAUGAAGAAGAGCGAGACGUUCCGCGCUCCCGAGGAAUGGCAAGCUCAGCUCGGGGCGGGCUACAACGCCUCCUACCACGGUUCCGAGGGGCCCGUGCAAGCGCGCUACACCGCGGGCAUGUACCGCGGUGCUCACCAAGCCGCCUUCACACAGGUGAUCUCUGCGGAUGGCGUGCAGAACAUUAGCGACAGCGCUGGUGGCGUGGCGGCCGGCGUGGGAUGGAGCGCAAGCAGUCUCGAUGGAGACAAUAGGCGUUCGUCGAGUGCCACGGCAUACUGGACGCCGAUUGAGGGACGGACUAACAUUGCCAUUCUGGUUGGAUACAUGGCCACCAAGAUCGAGACCGAGGGCAGUAGUACCAUUCGCGCAAAGGGUGUGAGUUACUCGGGUCCGGGCGGUAAUGGGACCGUCUAUGCUCGCGAGGAAGUCAUCCUCGCUGCUGGCGCCAUCAUGUCUCCCCACCUCUUGCAGAUCUCGGGUAUCGGACCCGCAUCCGACCUCCAGGCGGCCGGCAUCGCCUCCGUCCUCGACCUCCCCGGUGUCGGGCGGAAUCUCCAGGAACAAACGAUGAACACGAUCGCAUGGCCCCGCGCCGAGGGAUACAACGUCAGUGGCGCCGGACCAAGCAACAUGAUCGCGUAUCCCAAUGCGACGGCGCUGUUCGGCAACUCCUCCACUGUGUUCCAGGAAGGUAUGACUGCCAACCUCUCUGCAUUCGCCGAGGCCGCCUUCAAGAAUGGCGGCGCAGUCACCGCCGAGGGCGCCCUCAGCACCCUCCAGAUCCAGGCGGAUGUGAUCAAGCGCGGUGCAGCUGUCGUCGAGCUUUUCCUCGACGGAGGAUGGCCCAACGGUGGCCUCGGCAUCAACAUGUGGACCCUUCUGCCUUUUUCGCGCGGCCGUGUCGUAUCGUCCGCAGGCGCCGUUUUGCCCCGCAUCGAGCCCAACUUCUUCUCCGCCUCGGCCGAUAUACAGAUGCAGGCUGCUGGAGUGCGUCUGGCCCGCCGCGCGUUUGGCACGCAACCCCUCCGCGCACUGGUCAGAAACGAGACCAUGCCUGGCCCAGAGGUCAGUGACGCCGAUGAAGCCCUUAUCCCCUGGAUCGAGUACAACUUUGGCACGGUGAGCCACCCGCUCGGCACAUGUGCUAUGAUGCGCCGCGAGUGGGGCGGAGUCGUCGACGCAAACCUCACCGUAUAUGGGACUAGCAACCUGCGUGUUGUUGACGCUUCCGUGCUUCCCAUGCAGGUCAGCGCGCAUCUCUCGGCGACGCUUUAUGGCGUUGCGGAGAACGCCGCCGAUAUCAUCAAGGAGGCGUACGAGGCGCGCCGCAGCGGACUGGGACAUAGCUUGGUGAGCCGCGCCUGCCGCAGCGCGCGCAUGUUAUUCUGGUGA